GGAGCAGGUCCCCUACCCGGAACUGCUGCAUCUGUACUCAGGCCUGGAGCUGGACGAUGUUCACAAUGGCAUCAUAACGGAUGGGACCUUGUGCAUGACACAGGAUCAGAUCCUGGAGGGCAGUUUUUUGCUGACAGGUCUGUUUCCUUCCUGGGUAGGGAAGGUGUAGAGGAGAAAGGGGUUCUGUCUGCAGGGAACAGUAGUCCGCAGUGGCUUCUGGUGACCCCAUGCAGCUAAGGGCAAGGCCCCCAACAGUUGGACAUUAGAUGGGGUGAUUAGGCUAAGCAGAAGGUGGUAGCACUUCAUAGAGGAGGAAACCAUCUAAAUGAAUUUAUGAUCUUCUGAGAUGGUGGGGGACAACGAGGAGGGGAGACCAGCUGGGGUGGUGUAGAGAAAGGUGGAGAACCAGAGUGGGAGGUAUGCUGGUCCCCUCCUGGCUGUCCCCAGGCUCCUUAGCACCUUCCUCUGGGCUGGCCCUGGUUGUAGCUGCACCCACUGCCCUAUGCCCUGAGGGAACUUUUCUUCUUCCCCAACCACGGAACCUGGCACCAGAUGACAAUGAAGCAACCUCACAAACCAUGUCAACCACUGAAGUCUUGCUCAACGUCGAGUCACCCAGCGACAUCCUGGAUGAGAAGCAGAUCUGACUCAACAAAUAUCUACUGAAUGUCUAUAUGCACCAGGCAUUGUGACCAACUUGCUGUGUGACCUUGGGCACACGCCCUGCCAUCUCUGGGUCUCAGUUUCUUCAUCAGGAAAGCAGAGGAUUUGGCCUAAGUGCUAUCAAAGGGCCUUCCAGUUGUAAAAUGAGUGAAUGACUCAAUCAAGGUGGCCCCUUUCCCUGGGGCUGGGACCUCCCCACCACCAGCCGUGGGUUAUACAUGUGGCCGCCGUGAUUGGCGCCAGCUCGUGCCCACAGCUCUGCAGAUGUUUCCUCUGCGCGUGUUGUGAGACACACGAGGCAUUUUCAGGUGUAUCCUGUGUCUGGGGCUGUGGGCAAUGGCGCCUCGGCCUCCCCCGGAGCCCACCGCUGUCUGGAGCACUGGGAGACCACGCUCCCCCCGUGCUCUGGGCCCCGCCACCUCAGGCCUUUCUUCUUGCAGUCAGCACCUCCGAAAUGCUUCCAGACCCAGAGCCCGCUCCAGCCGUCACGCUGCCCAACUACCUGUUUCCUGUCUCUGAGCCCGACGCCCUGAACAGGGCUGGUGACACUGGUGACCAGGAGGAGCACUGUCUGAAGGAGAAGGUCCCCAGAGAAGACAGUGCCAAGAAGACUGGAAAAUCGAAGAAGAGGAUCCGGAAGACCAAGGGCAACCGCAGUACCUCACCCGUCACCGACCCCAGCAUCCCCAUACGGAAGAAGUCCAAGGACGGCAAAGGCAGCACCAUCUACCUGUGGGAGUUCCUCCUCGCCCUUCUGCAAGAUAGGAACACCUGCCCCAAGUACAUCAAGUGGACCCAGCGAGAGAAAGGCAUCUUCAAGCUGGUGGAUUCCAAAGCCGUGUCCAAGCUGUGGGGGAAGCAGAAGAACAAGCCUGACAUGAACUACGAGACAAUGGGGCGGGCGCUAAGAUAUUACUACCAAAGAGGCAUCCUUGCCAAAGUGGAAGGUCAGAGGCUGGUGUACCAGUUUAAGGAGAUGCCCAAGGACCUGGUGGUGAUUGAAGACGAGGACGAGAGAAGUGAAGUUACAGCCGCCUCCCCUCAGGCCUCCGCCCCCUCCACGUCCUCUGCUGGCAGCACCCGGAGAGCCAGCUCCAGGGUCUCCUCCCGGGCUGCCCCGCCGGGUAAGGGCGGCACCUCGUGGGAAAAGCCAAAGGUGCAGCAGCACGUCGGCCUGCAGCCAUCUGCCAGCCUGGAAUCGGGACCGUCCCCAGACGAGGAGAUGCCCACUACCUCUACCGUGCUUGUCUCUCCGCCAGAGAGCCAGGCCAAGCUCACCAAAGCUGUGAGCACUUCGGUGCCCAGCAACAUCCACCUGGGAGUGGCCCCUGUCGGGUCGGGCUCGGCCUUGACCCUGCAGACAAUCCCGCUGACCACAGUGCUGACCAACGGGCCUCCCGCCAGUACUACUGCUUCCACCCAGCUCGUUCUCCAGAGCGUUCCACCCGCUUCGACCUUCAAGGACACCUUCACUUUGCAGGCCUCCUUCCCCCUGAAUACCAGCUUCCAAGAGAACCAGGUGGCAGCGCCAGGGGCACCGCUGAUCCUCAGCGGCCUCCCCCAACUUCUGGCUGGGGCCAACCGUCCGAACAACCCAGCACCACCGUCGGUCACAGGGGCUGGCCCAGCGGGGCCCAGCUCUCAGCCCCCCGGGACUGUCAUUGCAGCCUUCAUCAGGACUUCCGGUGCCACAGCCGCCCCUGGGGUCAAGGAAGGGCCGCUGAGGCCCUCCUCGUAUGUGCAGGGCGUGAUGACUGGGGCCCCCAUGGAGGGGCUGCUGGUUCCUGAAGAGACCCUGAGGGAGCUCCUGAGGGAUCAGGCUCACCUUCAGCCACUUCCAACCCAGGUAGUUUCAAGGGGUUCCCACAAUCCGAGCCUUCUGGGAAACCAGACUCUCUCUCCUCCCGGCCGCCCCACUGUUGGGCUGACCCCGGUGGCUGAACUUGAGCUCUCCUCAGGCUCAGGGUCCCUGUUUAUGGCUGAGCCUAGUGUGGCCACAUCUGGGAGCCUGCUGACCAGAUCCCCAACCCCAGCCCCCUUCUCUCCGUUCAACCCUACUUCCCUCAUUAAGAUGGAGCCCCAUGACAUAUGAAGGGCGGGGUGGGGAGGGAAGUGUGAGCCCCCAGGCAAAGUUGAACAGCGUUUGUACCCGGACUUCCUCUAAGAGAGACUGACUUAAGUAGCACACCUGCCCUUACAUUUCAGUGGGUUGUCCACACACCAGCACCCCCCCCACCCCCCGCCCCCGGUGCCCCAGCCCCGCCUGGUGUCACCAUAGCCAAGACAGGCCCAGUUGGAACAUCCCUGGCAUCAGACCAUGGCUUUCAAGAGCAAUAGGGCAUACGCUCUUGUCGGGGUGAUGGGCUGACUUGGUGAUGGAGGGCAAACCUGUCGAGACGUUUGUGACCAGGGCUGGGGUAGGGGCUUUGAGAGGAGUCUUUUGGCCUGGCUGGAUGUCACCAUCUUCGCUCCCUCCACACAGUAGUUACUAGCCCGCCUGUGAAUAUCUCUGUACGUAUUUGGGUGUACUCGUGGGUCUGUAUCUCCGUUUCUUUGGUGAGAACGGGGGUGUAGCUGUGAGGUCUUCAAGGGUAUGUGUCCCUCUGUGGCUCAGCCACAGAGAUGGGGACUUUGCUGUUUUGAGGGAAAGCGUUCUUUCGUUCCCUUUGUACAAACCAAGAUUCGGUUGUUCUGAGACUACGGGGUGCAGGUUUGAGCCCCCAAAUCUGGAGAGAUGUCACAGAGCUGGGGCAGGUCCAGGGGACGAGCGAGUCAGUGAGCAUGUGCGUUGGGAAAGACGCAGUUCUUGGGGACAAGGAGAGGGCCGACUGAGAUCAAACCAUGAAGAGAGGGAAGGAAUUCUGCCCUGAGGAGCAGCCCCCUCCCCACCAGGUUAGAUGAAGUCUUCCCCCCCCCCCCCCCCCCCCCCCCCGCAGCCUCUUCGCCCUGCAGGCAUUUGCCAGUGGGCCAGAACCUUGAUCUCCCCAGAAUAUCUUUCAGAAGCGCCCCUCACAGUCAGAGCCAGCCACAAAGUCCCCAGGGGCAGAAGGGCUACAUUCAUUGAUGCAUGGGCUGUAAUACCAGCCUUCAUGGGCGCCCUGGCCUGCACCCCAGAUCCUGGCUUCUCUCUUGAUUAAUUUCACCCCUGUUAUCCCCAGGCAUGCUGGGGCUCAUCCUAGCGAUGUGCCUCGGGUCCGCCUCCGUUCCUGCUCCUGCCUACUUGCCGCUCAGCCCGCGCCCUGGUCCCCCGGCCGCCUGCCCACCCGGCCCCUCCCGCGAUGGCCACGGCAGAUGCCUCCAGCGGGGCCGUCGCCCCCAAGCGCCAGCUCCCCGGCUCACCCUGGUUCCUCCGCCAGGAAGGCGGCAGGCAGCCGAGGCGCACCCCCCCACCCCCCACCCCCGCCCCCGUCCUUCCGAUCUGUCUCUCCAUGGCUUCUUCCUGCCGUCUUUCCUCUUUCUGAGAAGGGAUCAGCCAAUUCUCUCUUUUUCUUUUUAAAGCCAAUUCUCACUUAGUCAACCCCGGGCCUAGGGCCCUGAGCCCCUCCCUUCUCUCUUCUGUGAAUUCCCUUUCCUCUCUCCCCACCCAGUUCGGGAGUAAGGCUAAGAGCCCUAACAUGUCAGAAACAGUGGUAUUACCUGGUGAAUUUGGUUAAUGUGAAUCCGUGCCUCGGGACCUCUGUGUCCUCGGCACAAAACCAGCCACUUGACCUAACUACCUCCCCGGUCGCCCUUCUCUCUCUCCUCCCCGUCACUGCCAAGCCUGGCAUUGUCCUCUCUUACUUCUUCUCGUUCUCCCUCUUCUCCCCCAAGAGGGAACCAUGUAUUGUUGUACAAGUGUAUUUAUUACACAUCUCCAGCACUUGGCAUUAACGUGCCUUUUUCUAAUAAAAUCAAUUUAUUAUGACGGUU
This is a messenger RNA of Phacochoerus africanus (Common warthog), 4572 nucleotides long. RefSeq names its product E74 like ETS transcription factor 4 (gene ELF4). NCBI's taxonomy places the organism in Eukaryota, Metazoa, Chordata, Mammalia, Artiodactyla, Suidae. Gene Ontology annotation, biological process: regulation of transcription by RNA polymerase II; cell differentiation. Gene Ontology annotation, cellular component: nucleus. Bases 815 to 2755 code for a protein of 646 amino acids. Gene Ontology annotation, molecular function: DNA-binding transcription factor activity, RNA polymerase II-specific; sequence-specific DNA binding. The transcript is spliced from 6 exons. The record is from RefSeq and is a predicted model, not a curated record.